Gadus morhua (Atlantic cod) is the source of this 3473-nucleotide messenger RNA. It is a transcript of the gene ppp1r14c, whose product is annotated as protein phosphatase 1, regulatory (inhibitor) subunit 14C. Lineage: Eukaryota; Metazoa; Chordata; Actinopteri; Gadiformes; Gadidae. Gene Ontology annotation, molecular function: protein serine/threonine phosphatase inhibitor activity. The record is from RefSeq and is a predicted model, not a curated record. Gene Ontology annotation, biological process: regulation of phosphorylation. The transcript is spliced from 4 exons. The coding region runs from base 359 to 787 and encodes 142 amino acids. Gene Ontology annotation, cellular component: cytoplasm.
UGGACCUCGGUCCGCGGGGAUCUAUUCGUGUCCUAAUCUUCAUUGACAACUCGAAGUGGGGGUGUUAAUGGCUCCUGCGAAGAAGAAGAUGCACACAUGAUAAGGAUGAUGAGCAUGCGCCCCGAAAUGUCCAUCGUCGGUGCGUAAAGCGUUAAUUCUAAUUGCUGGGACCGGUCUGCCACGCCCCGCCCCCUCGGCUGUCUCCGGCGCUGCUCUUUAAAUAGCAGGUGUUUAAAAGCUCCUGCACUCCAUUCUCCGUUUCGUUGCUUGCAUCACCACCCACCACCACACACUCUGUCAGUCCCACUCAUUCACACCACAUACCUCAGCAGCUAAAGCAUCUCCCCCCCCAAAAAACAUGUCCUCUGUCAGCACCGAGACGAGUGCUUCGCUGUCCGCCGCGGGCAGCCGAGUGUUUUUCCAGCCCCCGACCGGCGUCGGAUGCGUCGGUUCGGCGGUUCCAAUCACCCGGGACGACCCAGUGCAGAGGAAGCAGGGGAAGGUGACGGUGAAAUACGACAGGAAGGAGCUGCGGAAGAGACUGGUCCUGGAGGAGUGGAUCAUCGAGCAGCUCAGCGAGCUGUACGACUGCGAGGAGGAAGAGAUGCCUGAGGUGGAGAUUGACAUCGAUGACUUGCUGGAGGUCAGCGGUGAAGACGAACGGGCCGUCAAACUGCAGGAAUCACUAACAGAUUGCUACAAACCAACAGAGGUAUUCGUGCGUGACCUGCUGACUCGGAUAAGAGGAAUGAGGAAACUGAGUGCUCCCACCAAGAAGGGUCUAUAAUGCCUGGACCAGACCAACCCCUCUAGUCUGCCCCACGACCGUACAUUAACCCCCACAUCCACUCGGCUCAGACUGUCAGACACCACGGACCACCAUCACAUGACCACACGCUCAAGGAUUCACAACACAACCCGUCCACAGCCAUGAAAAUAUUACAAUUAUAACAACAUGUCACAUCCUGCUUAUAGUCCUUGUAUCAAACCCAGCGGCACAUAUGCAGGUGAAAGCGGGUGUUUCUUUCACAUCUAUCACAUUUUAAUAAAGGGCCAGGCUUAUCGUAGUACACUGGUGGAGGUAAACCCGUAAUCACACCAGGAAACAUCUCGCUGCAGUUUUAACGCGUAGCACAACACACCACACACACGCACAAACAUGCAAAUGCGCGCACAGACACACACACGCACACACACACACACACACACACACACACUCCGCAAGUAAGCCAAGCACAGGAAACAUGCUUAGAGAGUUAGCCGUACGCUAUUGAUGUUAGCCGUGCCUCAACAUAAAGAGUGUCUUUAGGUGUACUUGUGGCACUGUGAACACAGUAAUUAUGGACUUUUUAUCUGGGGUUUUUCGCCAAUGUACGUCGUCCGGGCGACAUCAGGCCAAAUGUGGUCUUCUGUGUAAAAAUAAUUGUUUCACCCUGUUUCCCGAAUCAACAUUUCACCCUUUGCAAAUCGGUCUUUCUAUUAUAACAACAUUUUUUAUUGUUAUCAUUAUUAUUGACGUUGUUUUCUAUUUAUUGAGUAGUUGCUGGUGACGUGGUACUACACCCCCCUUCCUGUCUCUCUAUCAUUAAAGGUAUACACUGAAACAAAACACGGCCGUGAAGAGGCAGACAUUGUUACCGACCAAACACCCCACAGAAGCCUGUCGCACACACACUCUUCUAGACAACACUUUCACUUUGAAAAAAAACUGACAAAAAAUAACAGGGCAUGAUGGGUUUUGAAGUGCUCCGAAAACGGAGAGAGAGAGUGACUUCAAAACCUGCAUGACUGGAAGCCCUGAGCGCCUUCCAUAACACCCAUCGCAGGACUUCCCCCCGACAGCCGCACAAUCUGAUCGCAUAUCAGUUGGUCUCAGUUUGUGGGUUUAUUUUGGAGAGGCUAUCGUUGAGAGGUUUCCUCAGCACGCCACCGCGUCUCAUAUAGCUCUACUACCUUCCCUUCACUCGGACCCGGAUGAGGUGGCCUUGAAGGAUGUCUGAUUGAGGUUCACGUUUUUAAAAGAGCCGGCAGGGAAGCUUUGAUGAACUUCGAUAUUUAUAGGUAAAGAUAUAUCGAAUAUAGGGUCUGUGCCUGAGGAUGGUAACCUAUGCCCUUCAACCAACGCAUCAGCCAAUCACAGCGAGGGGCUAGGAGAUAACGGAGGCGUGCCAAAACAAAGGUUUAAAAAUAAUGCUAUUCCCUCAGAGGUCAGGCAGGUAUUUCCCUAUGACUUUUUCAAAGAGUGUGUGAGUACUGUUUGUUAAAGAGAGGUUGUUUUUUAAAAGUCGAAUACCGAACUACCGGAUACAGAAAGUAUAAGCUUGGAAACAAUUUCCUGUUGGUAGAAACUGGUUUAAACGUUGCAUCGUGUCAGAUUACAAGGGGGGGACUUUAGAUACAUGUCGUUAUUAAUAUCUCAAACAUCUGUACGUACGCUUAUUACUCUGAAAUCUUGGAGUUGGCCGGGUUUUAUUUCACAUACUGGUCAAUACUUAUAAGACCAUAAUGGAAAGAAAUCCCUUGAACCUGCCUACUAUUCCCUCAGUUGCCAAAGACAAAAAAAAAUAGGGCAAUGUUUAAACUGAACAUGAAGCUCAAAAAACUAACUGGACUUGCAUGCUAACAAUGGAGAAAACAUUAAUAUAAAAAAAGAAAGAAAUGAAUAUAUUAUGAACUUAUACUCAUGCAAAAAUAAACGUUUUUAACAUAGUUCUAUUUAACUUUGUAGGAUUCAUGUGUUUUUAACGGCGCUGCUUUCACGCUGCGAACAAGCAAAAACUAGGACAUUUUAGAAAUGGUGCUGUUUUCUGUUGAAUGUUUUGUUUAGUUCUUCCCGUGUCUGGGGAAAGAUUGAGGCUUUUUCUACGUUCAUCGGUUGGUUCGUUGAAACCGUGAGUCCGCCUUUAACAAUCUACAUGUUACAGGAGUCAUAUAUGAUUCAGAAUGGUCAGAAGUAGCUUCUUUACUUGUUUUGAACACAACCAGUGUGAGAGUUUGUGUUGGAUCUGUGUUUUUUUUUACCCGAUGUGUUUUCAUGAUCAGAAAACUCGAAAAUAGAAGAAGAGGUGCGAUUCUAAACCCCCAGAGACGCGUUUGUCACGUUAUCGUUGAACCCAUGGGGAAUUUCUCGUCCAUGAUUAUUACGAUGGAAAUAGGCUCAUACAUUUGAAUUUAUACAUUUGAUAGUUCAUUUGAUCUCAUGUGUGAGCGAUUAGUAUUUCUAGAGCAUCCAUUUUAGAAAGCUUUACGUUUGCAUGUAUGAAAGUAGCAUGAUGGGAAGCAAUAUCAUUUUAUGAUUGUUGAACCCUUUUCUUUUCAUACCUCACUUUUAUUGUGAAUAAGAUAUUCUCCAUUUUUUUCCUGCCGUUUUUUAAGUUGUUCUGUACAUUCACAAGCGAUUUCGUUUAUAAAAAAGUACUAUGUGUGUGUGUGGUCUUGUUUUUUUGCCGAUAAAUAAAAGGAGAGUGACUCUG